Plodia interpunctella (Indianmeal moth) is the source of this 9332-nucleotide messenger RNA. It is a transcript of the gene spdi, whose product is annotated as split discs. The record is from RefSeq and is a predicted model, not a curated record. Gene Ontology annotation, cellular component: microtubule organizing center; filamentous actin. Gene Ontology annotation, molecular function: protein binding. NCBI's taxonomy places the organism in Eukaryota, Metazoa, Arthropoda, Insecta, Lepidoptera, Pyralidae. The transcript has 25 exons. Gene Ontology annotation, biological process: actin cytoskeleton organization. The coding region runs from base 293 to 6577 and encodes 2094 amino acids.
UCCCAGCCGGUGGCUAGUCGGUUCAGUUACGCCACGAACGUAGUAAGUGUAGCAUCAAUGUUUAUUUAUAUUUACAGUGACAUUAAACGUGUUUAAUUUACUAAGGAUACAAGUGACAGUCAAUUUGAGAAUUUGUACUUGAAUUAUUAAUUAAUAGAAAUUGGCUGUGAUUGUGUUUCAAAGAUAUUGUGAUGGUGUAUAAUUUAUUAAAGUGACUGAAUGGGUGAAAAGUGAGGUGACCAAGUGUAGAAAACAAGAGGAACGAUGACUAUAAAUAUGGAUCGAGGAGGUUAUGCAGCAGAAGGCGCCACUGGUGCCUUCGAAUAUUAAGCUACAACAACCUAGCACCCCAACAGUACGAAACAAGGGUUUUUCAGCAAAUUUCUUCAAAGCUACCUUUAGUUCCCGAAGCAAGGCGGUUCCUACCGCCUCAUCUAUUGAUUACGUCGAAGAAUCUAUCAAAAUAGGCAGCGCGGAGACUAAACCUAUCACUAGAAAUAGGCCACGGACAGCCCCGCAAGAAUCUAAUACUAAGGUUAAACUAAAACGGACAGAUCUUGCGAAGCCACCGGUCAGACGACCUACGAAACUUGCUCUUGACCCUAAACGUCCUGAGAGAAUCAAGUCAGCGUCACCAGACCCAGGGGGCUCUGUUACUACGGAAAUAAGCAAACAUGACUUGAAAACUCAGAAAUCUGUAAUACAGAUAGUGAAAAAGUCCCACAUACUCAAUCCAGCAGACAGCCUACUGCCGCCAUCUUUGAAACCGAAAGUGGGUGAUAAAAACGUUAAAUUGACCAAGAAUAUCAACAAUAAUGAUGUUUGGACCAAUGCAAAUGAUAUUAAAACCUUUAAAAGACCGGCUCCGCCAACUCCAGUGAGAGGCCCGAGCCAGGGGAAGCAGGAAUCGACCCUGAAAGGCGCUCCUUCCGUAUCCAGCCUCGACUCGAAGCAUCACAAAGUAGCCCCAGCUAGAGAUAAGUCCUUGAAGAUUUUUGGGUCAAAAGAGAAGUUGCACAAGCCGAAGAAGAAAGAUUUGGGGAAUAACAAUGCUGUUUUGGAGGACCCUGAAUUGAGGGAGGCUUUGGACACGUAUGAAGAUGCGCAGCCGAGGGUUGGGGAGUACGGGAGCGCCGAGGAGUUGGGGUCGAUAGGGGAGAGGGGGUCACAGGAGUGCAUCAGUCUGCCGGUGACACUGAACGCCGAACACAUGCCGGGCUUCCAGGAGGUCGAGCUGGACCUCCGGCCUAGACUGCCGUCUGAGGCGUCUCUGGCAUCGGGUGCUCGCGAAAUCGAGUCUCUCCGACAAGAACUGGAAGCCACCGCCAUGGAGCGUGCACAACUGCAGGCCAGGGUGGACGAGCUGCUGGAGAAGGUUGCAGAGGCGGACCGACUGAGGGGCGAGCUUGAUAGACUGAAGAGCAUAGAAGCGGAGCGUGAAGCGGCGCUGGAGCGGUUGGCAGACGAGAACGGAGCGCUGCGCGCGCGCCUGCGCGGCGUCGCGCACUCGCCGCUCUCGGACAGCGAGAAGCGCCAGCUGCUGCUCGCGCCCGCGCCCCGCCGCAUGCACUCCUCUGCGCCUGCGUCGAUCGCACUGGCACAUAAUGGCGAAGGCGACAGCGGUGAAGCCAGCACACCAGAAUGGGACAAGCAUUCCUCAUCAUCCCUCAGCGAGGUCUCCGUCGCGUGCCUGCAGGACCGCAUACAGCAGAUGGAAGAACAUCACUACAGCACAAGCGAGGAGCUGCAAGCCACUCUGGCGGAGCUGGCGGACCUGCAGACGCAGCUGGCGGACGCGCACGCGGACAACGAGCGCCUCGCCGAGGAGAAGCAGCUGCUGCUGGAGUCGCUCUGUCAGCAGACUGAGAAGCUGGAGGACAGCAGGACUAAGGUGGACACACUGCAGCUGUUACUGCGCGAGGGCGCCGAGCCCGAGACCGUGUCGGCCGCAAACACCGACCAACAGCUCUUCGCCGUCUUGAAGGUGUCGCAAGAGGAGAGGCGUUUGUUGCAAAGCAAGCAGGAGCAGCUGGAGGCCGAGCUGAAGGACACCAAAGCGGCGGUGGACGACAAGACCAAAGACAACGCAGCGCUGCAGGAAAGAGUCAGGGUACUAGAAAGCACGUUGGAGCGCACAGAAGCGGAGCGCUUGCAGUGGGAGCAUGAAGCGGGCGCGGCGCUGGAGAGCGCUGCAGCGCGGCAGCAGCAGCUGGACACGCUGACCGAGCUGCUGGACGCGGCCAAGGCCAAGCUGUCGGAGCGCGCAGGCGCGGCAGAGGGCGCGGCGGAGGCGGAGGCGGCGGCGGCGGCGGCGCGGCGCGAGGCGGAGGCGGCGGCGGCGCGCGCGCACGCGCUGGCGGAGCGCCUGGCGCACGCGCAGCGACAGCUCGACCGCGCGCACUCCGACGCGCGCAAGCUGCACGACGACGCGCUCGUGUCCCGCAACACCGCCAAGUCAACGAUAUCGGAGCUGGAGUUCCAACUGGAACAAAUGAGGCAGGAGAAGGCGGCGCUACAAGGAGAGAUGAAGACGCUACAGGACAACAUGGCCGAGCUACAGAUACAGGUGCAGGUGACGUCGGACGAGAAGCUGUCGCUGAUGUCGCGCGCGAGCGAGGCGCUGUCGCGCGCCGCCGACGCCGAGCGCCAGCUGCAGGACGCGCGCACCAGGCUGGCGCAGCUCGUGCGAGACAGGGACAGAGAUGAAGCAGAAUGGAAGCAGUUCCAAAGCGAUCUACUGAUGACGGUGCGAGUAGCCAACGACUUCAAGACCGAAGCCCAGCGGGAGCUGGAGCGGCUGGUCUCCGAGAACAAAUUGGCCCGCGACCGCAUCCGGUUGCUGGAGGACCAGAUACACUCCAUGAAAGGUACUAACAAGUCAGGAUCUGUGGAUAACGUACACAAUUUCUCAGACGAUGAGAAACGCUGGUCCAGAUCCUCGGAUACGUUAGAUGAUCUCGGCGAUACUUUGCAUAAAGAUGUCUUUAAAAAUAUCCGAACGAGAUACCUCAGUAGAGUUCAUAGUGUGUCUGAUCCUGCUCUUAAAGACAGUAUCGUCGAUCAAGCAUUUUUCAAAUCGAACAACGUACCGGAAGAUCUAAAUGGUGCAGAAGUUCCGCGUGAAGAGUUUGUUAAAAUUGAAAUCGAUAAUGUUACUUUAGAUGAAACAGAUGACACUAGCCCUAAACAUUCAUCUUCGGAUAUCGUUGCGGUGAAAGGUCAAAGUGAAGUAUCCGCUGAGACCGUCCUCACACUCUUUGAUAACAAAGAGCUAACGAGGCAAGAUGCAGUAGAUGUGGUCGGUUCCAAAAUCAGCAGACAGCAAGCUUUGGAUUUGUCGGCAAUAUCCCCGGACGCGUCUGAAGAUGUUUUAUUCCUUGAUCUCAACACGGCUAGUGAUAAGUUAGUAACGAAAUCGGAAUCCAGUAUAGUGCCUAAGCCUAAACCAAGAGAAAGAACAAUAUUCAGCAGGAAUUUGUCUGAAAUGUACAAUGGCAAACCAAAAUCAUAUAGUUUGGAUAACUUAAAUACUCACGAUGACUAUCAAAAUGCCUUGAAAGAAGCUACUAGCAUAGACUUUAUAGAUGGUACUAUAAAUUACAGUGAUAUGUCAUUAUAUACAGUUGGUUCUGAUAGUGUAUUUACUUCGCCCGUUGGAAAAAAUAACAAUAGAAUUAGAACUUUGUCGGCACAGAGUUUAUCAACUCCUCUAACGAGCUUUAGUUCCUCCAAUACUUUUACUGAUACAAGCAAACCUUGUAACAUAAGUAAUAUGGCAAGAUUGGAUAUUGAUAAUAAGAAAGACAAGAAUACAAUACCAGUAGUAAAAGCGGAAUCGUUACUGCCAUUCCCAUACCCCGAUGAUAUAAAUAAUGUUUCAGAAUUUGAACCGUUUUUAUCACCAGUUAAAGAAAAAAACAUUGCUAUUGUAGAAACAAUUGAGGAGGAUAUAAAAAAAGUUAAUGAAGAAUUAAAACAUACCUUUAGAGCUGCUAUUGAUAGAAUUACAGGAACGAAUAGGGAAAAAAUAUCUCGAAAAUCAGAUAAACAGGAGUCUAAAAGCCCAUCUCCAGAAUUUGUAAAAAAGGAGUCGAAAGAAUUUAAGAAAAGGGGAUCGAUUUCUAGUGAUUUUAAAGGAAAAGUAUCGCACCCGCAUAUAUUUCCGAGAAAAAAUUCGUCCGAUACUGUUGGUGAAUCCUCGAAACCAGUUGUAAAGGAAUUAAUUGAAAGAGUAGAUUCACCACCCUUACAAAUCUUUGAUCAGAAAGAGCUCAAUGAUCAACAUCAUCAGAAAGAUAUUCGAAUCAUUGAAAAAUUCAAUUGUGAAUCUGCAAAUUUGACUAGUACAGCUUUAGGUAAUGUUAUCCAAUCAGAAGAAGAAAUUCGAAUUGAUUUUAAACCUAAUAUAAAUGAAAAUUCAAAUACAACAGACUCCUCCUCAGUGGAAAGUAGUUUGGGGCAAAAUAUUAAUAGUGGUAAUCCUUUUGUAGAUUCAAUACAAAAUUCGAAUGAUAUAUCUCCUUCUGGGUUAGUAGAUGACGUUAGUUACCAUUUAAGGAUUAAUACAGUUAAUGAUAUACCUACUAUUCCUGAACCAGCUGCGGGAAAUGAAGUUGCAUUAGCGAAAUAUAACGCAGCUAUUUUAGAAAAUGAUUGCCAUAAAAAAGAAGGCAGACUAAAGGCGUUUUUAACUCCAAUCAAAAUUGUAAAUGGUGCCAUAGAUAGGACGUCUCCUAUAAUUCUUAGUCCAGUUUUAAUACAGCCGGUAUUUUUCAAACAACAUCAGCAAAAAACUAUCGAGCAGAAACAUGAUGACAAAAGAGCAACAGUAUAUUAUGAUGACAUAGGCCAAGUGAUUUCCAAAGAAAACAUAUCUGAUACAAAAUUUGGUAGUGUCAGUGAAAAAAAAGGUAUAUUCGAAAAGAAUUCAAAAACGAAAAAUUUACCAUUCCUUUCUUGGAAAAAUUUAGGGAAUGUUGAAAAUCCGGAGCAGAAAUCGCUACCUUCUAAAAAUAAAGCAGCAUCUUCAAAAGUCGUCAAGUUGAGUAAAACACCUGAAUGGUUGAUUGACAACCAGUACUAUCAACCAAUCGAUAAUGUUCCAUUUGUUAUAAACACUACGCAAUCAUUCUCUACAAAUGCACCUGUAGAAAUAAAGCAGCCAAUAAAUAACACAAAUCCAUUCCUACCUAUUAUCGAGUCUAGAAGAUCAUCUGAACAGGAGCAUUAUUACGAAGAAAUUGGACAACCAGUAGUGCCGAUUGAAAAUAAAAACGCAGCUGAUGACGACAAACUAUCGAUAAAGGCUCAAACGAAGUCAUUCGAUGAUUUCGCUGCAGUGACACGCGAGGAGAUUUUGAAAGUGCCAAGACGGGUUAAGAAACCUAAAAGAGAAUCUUCCAGAGAUGAAAACGAUCCGGCCAAUAUAGUCAAAGAGAUGGCUCAUAUUACUAAAUCUGUGAUCUCGUUGUCGCGUACGCCCAGUGCUAAAGAAGUGCCAAAGAAAUCUACCAGUUCUAUUGGAGAAAUUGUACAAAAUCUGGAACGAAACUCGCCACAACCUGAGCCUCGAAAAAUGGAAGCGAUAAGGAAAAUUUCUCUCCAAGGGCAGAAAGCACCGGCAAUAGUGACAAACACGGGUUCUUGGCCUCGAGAGCCGAAGCCUUAUUGGAAGACUCUGGAACACAAGCGUCUAUCUCAUCCAAUAAGGUCAUUGAACGAUCCGCCGCCCCCGAGACCGUUACCGAUCCCCCCCCGCACAGAGGAGACCCCUCCCCCUCCCCUGCUGACCAGCGCCUCCCUGCAGGACAUCAUGGCUACGGCAGCUUCGCACAGGCGGAAUAAAGGUGUAAGUCGUCAAGACUCCCGGUUGUCAGUGAAGUCCCUGAUAGAAAGCAUCGAAAACGCUGCCAAAGCGGCCAAGCAGUCGCCCACCACGCCCGUCGGCGACUGGCCUCAGCAAACGACAGUAGUGUCGGCGACCAGCAACCCCCUGAAGAACGGCAUGUCGGAGCCCCCCGCGCCCCCCAACGGCCUCCCCGCCCUCCCCGCCCCCUUCGCCCCCAAGACCCCCGCCCGCAGCGUGCGCACCGCACCUAUCACCACUGACUCGCCGCCGCCCGCCAACAUCCCGGACGAGCAGCGCGCGCUCUCGCUGCAGCAGAAGGCCAUCGAGUCCUUCGUCAGGAGGAACAGCUACGGGGAUAUAUGUGAGCGGAAGGACCCGUUAAAUGCUCUGCAGAAGAACGGCGGGUCGAAACGCAAUGCGCUGCUCAAGUGGUGCCAGCAGAAGACGCUGGGGUACAACAAUAUAGACAUUACUAAUUUUAGCUCGUCGUGGAACGACGGGCUGGCGCUGUGCGCGCUGCUGCACUCGUACCUGGGCGACGGCCGCAUCAACUACGUCGCGCUGUCGCCCAACGACAAGCGGACCAACUUCUCUAUGGCUUUCGCCGCCGCCGAGUCCGUGGGGAUCCCUACUACGCUGAACAUCCAGGACAUGAUCCAGCAGGAGCGGCCCGACUGGCAGCAGGUGAUGGCGUACGUCACCAGCAUAUACAAACACUUCGAGACGUAACUCGAUUACAAUCGAUUCUUGCUCGAAUCGUGAGUUGAUUUGAAAUUGGUCCCAGCAAGUGGCUAAACGCGAAGCAUUUGUGGCGUGGGCUUGAUUAAAGUUUUAUUUAUUUAAUUGAAUUUGCCCCAUGAGAUUUUUAUGAUGCCAUUUUGUCAGCAAUUUUUUUAUUCGUCAUCAAAUCGCGACUGCAGAUUUUGAGAUCUUAAAACACGAUUUUAGUAUUUUACUACUUUGAAAUUUGCAGUGACACAUAAGGAAAUAAUUUAUCGCUAGUGGCGACGUGAAUUUCGAUACAUAAUUCUUGAUAUGUAAAGAAUUGAAAAAUAAAUUAAAUUGAAAUACUCGAUGUGUGUCGAAUAUUUUUAUAAACCUAACGUAAACAAUCAUAAGUGAACUAUUUUGGCAGAAAAAUUUAUCAAAGCAAUGGAUUUAAAUUACUUACAUUAAUAAAUGUAUAACAUUCCUAAAUGCUUUAGGCAAGUGAUAUUUUUGAGGUAGAAUUGAGAUGAAUUGCCUUCAUUUGGCCUUGUAGAUGGAUUUAAAUAGGACUAAGGAAUUGAUCGACUAGAUAAUACACAACACAUUUUCAAGUAUCCAUUCCAUUAGAAAAGCGCCUUAAAACUAAAAUUAAUUAAAAGUAAACUUACGUCAUUGAUAAAAAGGCUUAUCUCGAAUACUUAUCUUGCAGAAACUUUAAGGUGUGUUGUGUAAAACCUUCAGGUAAAGUAACUGUCUUUCCAUUUAAGAGACUGAUAUAGAUAGUAGUUGGAUUAACGUUGUUUAGCUUUUAUCUCCUCAACUAAAAAUACAUUACCUACAUAUAAAUAAUGUGCAGGUGUUAAACGCACACGUACCUGUUAUGCCCCGACCCGAAACGUAGUAUUAUAAGAAGUACGUGCGCGAUUAAUACCUGUAUUAAGCAAUUAAUGAUGAAAAGCGAAAAUUUGAAAUUAGUUAUAGGUAAAACUAAACAACGUUAGGGUAGAUAAGAAUGAUCCAGCCUUAGUGACCGGGCCUUGCGACGUAUAUAGUCUAUAUAACACGUAGUUUACAUGUAAAUUAUAUACAUUGUGAUUGAGUAGACUGCUAAGCGAUGUGAACCUUAUUGUCUGUGUUGUGAAGUCUAAUUUUGUAUGCGAGAGAGCUGUUAAUUGAGGCUAGUUAGCGGGCACAAUUCAUAUGAAACAUAAUUAUGUAUUGUGUACAAGUGGGAGCGUUUCCAUGGAUUUAUAGUUCAUGGAUAAAGUGAAAAUAAAACUAACAAUUAUUUAACACUAAUAACAAUUCCGCUAGUCAACUUUAAAUUGUGUUAUGGUAUUUUUCAUUAGUAAGUGAAUUUACUUAUAGCCACAUUUUUUUUUUGAAAACAAAACAAUUCUAUCACUACUGAAAUAUUAGCUUUCAAAAUAUUCGAAAUAUACAGAAAGGAGGCAUAGACAAUAUAUUCUUUUGUACCUUUGUCUAUCUUACAAAAUAUUUUCUAUACGUCAUAAUAAUAUCUUCGACCGAACACUGCAUAUAGUAAAGUUAUACAUGUCCCGUUGUCCAUCUAAGUUAGUUAUAACUUUAAUCGCUAUAGAUACAUAGAUAUAGUCUUUCCAAUUAUAUAUAUAAUCGUAUAUUCUAUAUAAGGUAUUUGUGAUAACCAUUAUGUAAUCAAUGGUAUUUUAAUGCCAUUUACCGCGAGUUUAUUAGAGACAUUAUUGUGGAUUUUUGACUGACUGCAAAAAAGGAGAUUUACAAUUCGUCACUAUAUUUGUGACGUUCCACGGGUUUUGUAUGUUUUAUUUUAUUUCUGGUCUGGAUAGCUUUUAAUUAGCAGAUUACAGAAAUAUACCUAAAUAUCGACCAUAAGAUACUUUUACACGUAGAACGUCACAUUUUCUUGUUCUUCCGAAAAUACAUUGACAAGACGUAGUAGAAAAUUGAAUGGAUUUGAUGUUAUUGCAUAAUUUAUUAAAGAUGUAUGAUGAAUUAUCUAACAACGUCCAAUAUGUGUUGUGUUUCUCAUGUAUAACUUUAUGCUUAUCUACUAUAAAUAUAUUGUGAAGAUUAUAUUCCCUAAGGAAAUCGAAAUAACUAAUAAAAAAAUAUUAUUUUUUCUUGUUACGAUAUCUGGGAUCAUUCUCUCGCACUCAGUUAUUCAUUCAGAUUUCUUAAUUUUUGCUAGUUCUCAUAACUAUUUCAUCAUUGAAGAAUAACUCAAACUUCGCUGCUCUCUUCAUGUUCCAAUGUGAUUGAGAUUAGUGAAUUUUUGCAUUUUUAAAGGUUUUUGUAUGCAUAACUUUAUGUCUAUACUAAUAUGAAUGAACGGACAUUUCCAUGAUAUAAUUCCUUAAAAUGAUAAUUCUGUGAGUCUCUGUCGACUAUUUUUAUUCCAUUUUAAACUUUAAUAAGCCGAAAGAUUUGUAAUAUUAGAAAUUAAUAUUUUGACAUUUUGAUAUCAAUUUACGGCUAUAUUUUGUGAAGCAAAAAUCUUGUUACGCUCGGACAUAUGUAUACCUUGCCCCAACAUUAUAAAGAAAAAAAAAUUAAAAAAAAUAGUUGUCAAAAUUUCGUCUUCUCAAUUUUAGACUGUAUUGAGUUGAGGUUUCAAGUUGUUAGUCAAAUUAAAUUAUUAGGGGCCGGUGUGAUAUUGUGUUAUUAUUCGACUCGGUUGUUGAAGCUAUGUCUUGUAGGAUAAUUAUUGUCUAUUUUGAGAGAUUGUAUUUUUGUAAAUAUAGCUUAAAUAAAGUUCCUGGUUUAUUAUGAUUAA